AUGAGUGACGUAGAAAAUGGCCGCAAUGGAGAAAUGGAAGAGCAAGAGGAUGAGGAAGUGUAUGCCAAUGAGCAGAAUGAAGAAACUAUUUCAAAGCUGCAAAAAAUCGUUGAAAUUUCGCCGAAAGAUUAUGGCAGUCGUAUGACAUUGAUUGAAAUCCUACGUCGAAAUGGUGAGCUUGAAGCAGUUCGAGAACAGCGGGAAGGCAUAUCAGCGUUAUUCACAAUGCCUCCCAAUUUCUGGUUGGAUUGGAUCGAAGAUGAAAAAUCGGCUGGAAGUAAUAGGGAUCUGAUUAAACGACUUUUCGAACGUGCAGUUCGCGAUUUUCACAGUCCCGAAGUUUAUCUGGAAUAUGUGCAGUGGGCUUGUGGCACAUCUCUUGAUUUUGCGAGAGAGAAAAUGGAAGAAGCUGUGGUAAAAAUAGGUUUACGAGCUGACUGUGCUUCUUUGAUUUGGAAUAUUUAUUUGGAUUUUGAAAAAAUGAUUCUAAAUUCGAUGAAUGGUGAAAACGAAGACAAGCAGAGGAAGCAUGUGGAAUCGCUUUACGGACGAUUGCUUAGUGUGCCACAUUUGGGUAUACAAGAAUCAUGGAAUGAAUAUAAAUCAUUCGCGGAGGGUAAGGAGUCGGACCAGUUUCGUAAAACAUUUGAGAGUGCAGCGAAACACGUGGCAGAUAUUAGUGAAUUUGAAGAGCGUCUGGAAGAUGCCACAGAGGAAAAUGAAAAAUUAUCAGUUCUAAUGGAAUAUAUAGCCUUCGAAAUGCAAAUGAACGAUCCAGCAAGAAUUCAAAUGAUUUUUGAAAGAACACUUUGUACAGUUGCUGCUUCUCCAAAUUCUGAUCUCUGGUUGCAAUAUGGUAAUUGGCUGGAUACUUCGUUGAAAUUGCCACAGGUUUCUGUAGACGUAUACGAACGUUCUAUACGUCAUGCACCAUGCUCAACACUCUGGCAGCAAUAUUUUUCCGCACUCGAACGAUCAAAUGCCUCUCCUGAAGAAAUAGAUGUCAAAUGGGCAGAUGCUCGAAGUACAAUAACAACACAAGACGAAGGAUUAUCUCUUUAUCGUACCUAUAUAUACCUGCUUCGACGACGUGUUGCCAAGCAAGGUAACGGUGAUUAUACAGUUGUGUUAGAAAAAUUCGACGAAGGUGCAGCUUUUUUGGCCGAAAAAUUUGGACCUCAUUGGGACAGUCCAAAAGGUCAUUAUCGUAAAAACCAUGCCCUCUUUUUAUAUACGUCGGUAAAGCAGCCUGAGAAAGCUCGAAAAAUCUGGAAUGAUAUUUUGGCAUCGGGAAGUGGUCACUUUGCAGCGGCCUGGAUUGAAGCUUCUAAUUUAGAACGUUUUUUUGGUGAUGUUAAUAUCGCUCGUAAACUACUUUACAAAGCUAUCAAUUCAGCAAGCGAUCAUCCAUAUAUGGUCUUUGAUGCUCUUAUUCAGUUUGAAAGAGAAGUUGGUACUAUCGAAGAGCUGGACAAGGCGCUGGAAAAGGUUAACGCUCAAGCAGCUCGGAUUUCAUUGAGACCGCAAAAGAACAAAGUGGAAAAAAGUAAAAAGAGGAAGAAGGAAAACGAUGAAAAUGUUGAAGUCAAAAAAAGGAAAGAGGAUGUGAAAGAAAAAGAAAAGAAAGUCAUAAUGAAUAAGGAUGAGUUUUUAAACGACACAGCAGAAACUACUGUAAAAAUUCAGCGAAAGAAUGAGGUGAUAAAUAUCGAUAAAAAGCAGGUGGAUGGUGAUGGUUUUAUAGUUCCGCAACUUCCUCUACAGUUACCGAAGUCAAAAAUAACAUCAGGUCAAGAUGUCAGUUUAGAAGGAACAAGCAAAGAAGCUUCCGAAAAGCGUCAUACUAUAUUUGUCUCUAACCUCGAUUUCAAGUUGCCAACAGAAAGAUUGAAGGAAGUGUUUCCGAAUGCGAAAGAUGUUCGGCUAGUCUACCGGGGGAUGAGCAAAUUGCACAAAGGAUUUGGCUACGUAGAUUUCUCAACUGAACUAGAAGUUCAAGAAGCUUUGAAAAUGGAUCGAAAGCAGAUUGACGGCAGACCGAUGUAUAUUUCAGAGUAUAAACCGCAUGAUAAAGGAAAAAAUGCUGAAUUUCGUUACAGUACAAGUCUAGAAAGAAAUAAAAUUUUUGUUAACAAUGUCCAUUAUGAUGCUACCGAGGAGCAACUUAAGGAAAUAUUUACAACAUUUGGUAUAAUUCGUGAUGUUCGUAUUGUGACACAUAAAUCUGGUAAAUCGAAAGGUUGCGCAUAUAUAGAAUUUGAAAACGAUGACGAUGCUGCGGCGGCAGUGAAAGCUGGCGAAGAUCUUAUUCUUUUAGAGCGAAAAUUAUCAGUUGCGAUAAGUAACCCACCGAAGCGAAAGGAGCAACUGCAGCGGUUAUCAUUCAAUACAACUAGUUCUUCGCAUCAACGAAGCAAAAUAGAUUUGAUACCGCGAACAUUGGCAAAAACCGUAAAACCCGUCAAAUCAACUGACGAUAACCGUAAUAGUGGCAAUGACCUGGGAGUUUCAGUCAAAAGCAUGUCUAAUGAGCAAUUUCGAUCUUUUUUGAAAUGA
Messenger RNA from Acanthocheilonema viteae, 2556 nucleotides. Lineage: Eukaryota; Metazoa; Nematoda; Chromadorea; Rhabditida; Onchocercidae. The record is from the annotation of a GenBank genome assembly.